Chinchilla lanigera (long-tailed chinchilla) is the source of this 2372-nucleotide messenger RNA. It is a transcript of the gene Scaf1, whose product is annotated as SR-related CTD-associated factor 1. The record is from RefSeq and is a predicted model, not a curated record. Gene Ontology annotation, molecular function: RNA polymerase II C-terminal domain binding. NCBI's taxonomy places the organism in Eukaryota, Metazoa, Chordata, Mammalia, Rodentia, Chinchillidae.
CGCAGCUCUGACCGCCGCCGCGGGAGCAGCCGCAGGUCCCGGUCCCGGGAGAAGCGGCGACGGCGGCGGCGCUCAGCCUCUCCACCCCCGGCCACCUCAUCGUCCUCGUCCUCCAGGCGCGAGCGGCACCGCGGCAAACACCGGGAUGGCGGCAGCAGCAAGAAGAAGAAGAAGCGGUCGCGGUCUCGGGGCGAGAAGCGAUCGGGGGACGCGGGUGACAAGGCCCCGGUGCCCGUGCAGCAGCCCUCGGGUUCCUCUGCCGGCGGGGAGCGGGAUAGCCGCCGCCGGGGCGCCGUGCCACCCUCCAUACAGGACCUCACGGACCACGAUCUCUUCGCCAUCAAGCGAACCAUCACGGUGGGCCGGCUUGACAAGUCGGACCCCCGAGGACCCUCCCCGGCGCCCGCCGCCUCACCCAAGCGUGAGGUCCUGUACGACUCGGAGGGACUGAGUGGGGACGAGCGCGGGGGCAAGAGCAGCGAGAAGGACCGCAGGCGCUCAGGGGCUGCCUCGUCCUCUUCCUCCUCUCGGGAGAAGGGCUCUCGGAGGAAGGCCCUGGAUGGGGGGGACCGGGAUCGGGACAGGGACAGGGACAGGUCGUCCAAGAAGGCCCGGCCUCCCAAGGAGUCAGCACCUUCCUCAGGGCCUCCGCCAAAGCCCCCGGUCAGCAGUGGCUCAGGCUCCUCGUCCUCCUCGUCCUCCUGUUCCUCUCGGAAGGUGAAGCUCCAGUCCAAGGUGGCCGUGCUCAUCCGAGAGGGCGUCAGCAGCACCACCCCAGCCAAGGAUUCUGCCUCUGCUGGUCUGGGCUCCAUUGGGGUCAAAUUCAGCCGCGACCGAGAGAGCCGCUCCCCCUUCCUCAAGCCCGAUGAACGGGCUCCUGCCGAGGUGGCCAAGGCUGCACCGGGCAGCACCAAGCUCAAAAAGACCAAGGUCAAGGCCAAGGCCGGGGCCAAGAAAGCCAAGGGGACCAAGGGAAAGACCAAGCCAUCUAAGACCAGGAAAAAGAUCCGCAGCGGGGGCAGCAGCGGGGGCAGCGGCGGCCCCGUGCUGCUGAAGAAGUCCAAGGCGGAUAGCUGCAGCCAGGCAGCAGGAGCCAAGGGGGCCGAGGAGACUUCCUGGUCCGGGGAGGAACGGGCGGCCAAGGCCCCCAGUACCCCGCCCCCCAAGGCAGCCCCUCCGCCCCCUGCGCUCACCCCAGACUCACAGACCGUGGACAGUAGCUGCAAGACCCCUGAGGUCUCCUUCUUGCCCGAGGAGGCCGCUGAGGAAGCCGGGGUCCGAGGUGGGGCUGAGGAGGAGGAAGAGGAGGAGGAGGAGGAGGAGGAAGAGGAGGAGCAGCAGCAACCUGCCACCACCACGGCUACCAGCACAGCUCCAGCCGCGCCCAGUGCUGCCCCCAGUGCGGGGUCCACAGCCGGAGACUCGGGGGCAGAGGAUGGGCCGGCGACCCGAGUCUCCCAGCUGCCCACCCUGCCCCCGCCCAUGCCCUGGAACCUGCCAGCUGGUGUGGACUGUACCACCAGCGGUGUCCUGGCCUUGACUGCACUUCUCUUCAAGAUGGAAGAGGCCAAUUUGGCCAGCCGAGCAAAGGCCCAGGAGCUGAUCCAGGCCACCAACCAGAUCCUCAGCCACCGGAAGCCACCCUCAAGUCUGGGGGUGACCGCAGCUCCUGUGCCACCCUCUCUGGGUUUACCCCCUGGCCCUUCCAGCUACCUGCUUCCUGGCAGCCUCCCUCUGGGGGGCUGUGGCUCUACCCCGCCCACCCCCACUGGGCUGGCUGCUCCGUCUGACAAGAGAGAGGGCAGCAGUAGCUCCGAGGGACGUGGGGACACGGACAAGUAUCUGAAGAAGCUGCACACGCAGGAGCGGGCGGUGGAGGAGGUGAAGCUGGCCAUCAAGCCGUACUAUCAGAAAAAGGACAUCACCAAGGAGGAGUACAAGGACAUCCUGAGGAAGGCCGUCCACAAGAUAUGCCACAGCAAAAGUGGGGAGAUCAACCCAGUGAAGGUGAGCAACCUGGUGCGGGCCUACGUCCAGCGUUACCGCUACUUCCGCAAGCAUGGCCGCAAGCCGGGGGACCCCCCAGGACCACCCCGGCCACCCAAGGAGCCGGGGCCCCCAGACAAGGGUGGCCCAGGCCUGCCCCUGCCCCCUCUCUGAGCCCCUGGCUGCUCCUCCCUCCCCUCUGAGAUUCUGGACGGACGUAUUUAUGGCUCCCCCUCCCCACGGCCCCCUCAUCAGUGGAAUGACUGGGGAAGGGCCGCUGCGGGGAAGGGGGGGCCCUGCCCAGCCCCUGCCUGUCUCCAUCGCUCCUCUCCUCUGUUCGUGUCCUCCCUCCAGUUUCAUUAAAGUCUUCAUUAAAUGUCACCCCA